Molecule: messenger RNA, 7073 nt
Organism: Pteropus alecto (black flying fox)
Lineage: Eukaryota; Metazoa; Chordata; Mammalia; Chiroptera; Pteropodidae
Gene: KIF5C
Product: kinesin family member 5C
Exons: 26
Coding region: 390-3263 (957 amino acids)
Biological process (GO): microtubule-based movement
Molecular function (GO): ATP binding; microtubule binding; microtubule motor activity
Source: RefSeq, a predicted model, not a curated record
AGCGCGCUGGUGCUGAUGCAGGAUGGCUGAGCGCGCAGGAGCCCGGGAGGUCUGAGCCGGGCGAGGCUCGUUCCCUGCGCAUCGCCUCGUCCGCCGGCCGCGUGGUCGCGGGCAGGUGGGCCCGGGGGCGCAGCGCAGGGCUGGGGCAGGACCAGGGGAGGUAGGUCUGCAGCCCGCGAGGCCAGAGGCUGAUAGACUGCCCACCUGCCCGUUCUGCGAGCGGCCGCAGCUGCCCAUCCGCUGAGUUCGCCAUGACCUGCUGAGAAGCUUCAUCGGAGGCUGCAGGAGGCGGCCUCGCUGCGGGCGGUGCGGUUCGCGGCCUCCUCCCUGGUUUGGCCGAGUCCCAGGCCCCCAGCCCUCCCCGCGCCCCCUCCCAGCCGCCGGCCGAGAUGGCGGAUCCAUCUGAAUGCAGCAUCAAAGUGAUGUGCCGGUUCCGGCCCCUCAACGAAGCGGAGAUCCUCCGCGGGGACAAAUUCAUCCCCAAAUUUAAAGGCGACGAGACCGUGGUAAUCGGGCAAGGGAAGCCAUAUGUCUUCGACAGAGUGCUGCCUCCCAGCACGACCCAAGAGCAGGUGUACAAUGCGUGUGCAAAGCAAAUUGUCAAAGAUGUCCUCGAAGGUUACAAUGGGACAAUUUUUGCAUAUGGACAGACUUCAUCGGGAAAAACGCAUACCAUGGAGGGGAAGCUGCAUGACCCUCAACUCAUGGGGAUCAUCCCAAGGAUCGCGCACGACAUCUUUGACCAUAUUUAUUCCAUGGAUGAAAACCUGGAGUUUCAUAUCAAGGUUUCCUAUUUUGAGAUCUACUUGGACAAAAUCAGGGACUUACUCGAUGUAUCCAAGACAAACUUGGCUGUUCAUGAAGAUAAAAACAGAGUCCCGUAUGUAAAGGGGUGCACUGAGCGGUUUGUGUCCAGCCCCGAGGAAGUCAUGGAUGUGAUAGAUGAAGGCAAAGCAAACCGACACGUGGCUGUAACAAACAUGAAUGAACACAGCUCUAGAAGUCACAGUAUCUUCCUGAUUAAUAUUAAACAAGAGAAUGUAGAGACUGAAAAAAAACUCAGUGGGAAGCUUUAUCUAGUUGAUUUGGCUGGGAGCGAAAAGGUCAGCAAAACUGGUGCCGAGGGAGCUGUUCUCGACGAAGCUAAAAAUAUCAAUAAAUCUUUGUCUGCUCUUGGAAAUGUGAUCUCUGCCUUGGCAGAAGGGACAAAAACUCAUGUGCCGUACCGGGACAGCAAGAUGACUCGGAUUCUUCAGGACUCUCUGGGUGGGAACUGUAGAACUACCAUUGUCAUUUGCUGUUCUCCUUCUGUCUUCAACGAAGCUGAGACGAAGUCAACGCUGAUGUUUGGACAAAGGGCUAAAACUAUCAAGAAUACAGUCUCUGUGAACCUGGAACUGACCGCGGAAGAAUGGAAGAAGAAAUAUGAAAAAGAGAAAGAGAAAAACAAGACUUUGAAGAAUGUUAUCCAGCACCUGGAGAUGGAGCUAAACCGAUGGAGAAAUGGAGAAGCUGUGCCUGAGGACGAACAGAUCAGUGCGAAGGACCAGAAGACUCUGGAGCCCUGUGAUAACACCCCCAUCAUCGACAAUAUUGCCCCUGUUGUUGCUGGCAUCUCUGCGGAGGAGAAAGAAAAGUAUGAUGAGGAGAUCUCCAGUCUCUACAGACAGCUGGAUGAUAAGGAUGAUGAAAUUAACCAGCAGAGCCAGCUGGCUGAAAAGCUGAAGCAACAGAUGUUGGAUCAGGAUGAGCUUUUAGCUUCCACAAGAAGAGACUAUGAGAAGAUCCAAGAGGAGCUGACGCGUCUCCAGAUUGAAAAUGAGGCAGCCAAAGAUGAGGUGAAAGAAGUUCUCCAGGCUCUGGAGGAGCUGGCUGUCAAUUAUGACCAGAAGUCACAGGAAGUGGAGGACAAGACCAGGGCCAAUGAGCAGCUGACAGAUGAGCUGGCCCAGAAAACGACUACAUUGACAACCACACAGAGAGAGCUGAGCCAGCUGCAAGAGCUUAGCAACCACCAGAAAAAGAGAGCUACAGAGAUCCUGAAUUUGUUGUUGAAGGAUCUGGGGGAGAUAGGUGGAAUUAUUGGCACCAAUGAUGUGAAGACUUUGGCAGAUGUGAAUGGAGUCAUUGAAGAGGAGUUCACCAUGGCCCGUCUGUACAUCAGUAAGAUGAAGUCAGAGGUUAAGUCCCUGGUGAACCGCAGCAAACAGCUUGAGAGUGCCCAGAUGGAUUCCAACAGGAAGAUGAAUGCCAGUGAGCGAGAGCUGGCAGCAUGCCAGCUGCUCAUAUCCCAGCACGAAGCCAAGAUCAAGUCCCUGACAGACUACAUGCAGAACAUGGAACAGAAGAGGAGGCAGUUGGAAGAGUCCCAAGACUCACUCAGUGAAGAGCUGGCCAAGCUCCGAGCCCAAGAAAAAAUGCAUGAAGUCAGCUUCCAGGAUAAGGAAAAGGAACAUCUGACGCGGCUGCAGGAUGCUGAGGAAAUGAAGAAGGCGCUGGAGCAGCAGAUGGAGAGCCACCGGGAGGCUCACCAGAAGCAGCUGUCCAGGCUUCGAGAUGAAAUUGAGGAGAAGCAGAAAAUCAUUGAUGAGAUUCGGGAUUUGAAUCAGAAACUUCAACUGGAACAAGAGAAGCUCAGUUCUGAUUAUAACAAGCUGAAAAUAGAGGACCAAGAGAGAGAAAUGAAACUGGAAAAGCUGUUAUUGCUCAAUGACAAAAGGGAACAAGCCAGGGAGGACCUCAAAGGGCUGGAAGAGACAGUGUCUCGGGAACUGCAGACUCUGCACAACCUCCGUAAACUCUUCGUCCAGGAUCUGACUGCCCGGGUUAAAAAAAGUGUAGAGCUGGACAGUGAUGAUGGAGGGGGCAGUGCUGCCCAGAAGCAGAAAAUCUCCUUCCUAGAGAAUAACCUGGAGCAGCUCACGAAGGUUCACAAGCAGCUGGUCCGGGACAACGCAGACCUGCGCUGUGAGCUGCCCAAGCUGGAGAAGCGGCUGCGUGCCACCGCGGAGCGCGUCAAGGCUCUGGAAAGCGCGCUGAAGGAAGCCAAGGAGAACGCCAUGCGAGACCGCAAGCGCUACCAGCAGGAGGUAGAUCGCAUCAAGGAGGCAGUGCGAGCCAAGAACAUGGCCAGGAGGGCCCACUCGGCCCAGAUAGCCAAGCCCAUCCGCCCUGGACACUACCCAGCAUCAUCUCCAACAGCCGUCCACGCCAUCCGAGGAGGAGGAGGCGGCUCUUCAAACUCCACUCACUACCAGAAAUAAAUAUGAAGUACCUUGCUUCUUCAAGAUCAUCUCAAGGCCAUCAAAAUGACUUCUACAAUUUACGUUCCAAGUGUAGUAAGCAGAGAGGAAGCAGGGAAGAGGCAGAAGCAGCUCUCCCUCCCACUGAAUCGGCUCCCUUUAAGCAGCCUUCACAGAAGUCCCAUACAGUCCUGACGCCCACGUCCCUCUGGUAUAACCGAGGCACGUAGCCACAUCUAUCUGCAAGGGAGGCUAGAAAGGAUGGUCUUUUAAAAAGCUGGGCGCAUCACUGCCCCCAAAGAAGAGUGGUGUUCUGCUGAGGGCAGGAGACGGAUGCCGGAGUAGACAGCCAGCACUCUGUGUUAAUUGAACAUCUGGCGUGCAGCAGCGCUGUGCUAGAUGUAGUAUCUACGUUACCUCAUUUGAGUAGCGCACAGAGAGGUCACUGUGCUUGGGUCCCAGCAAACCCUUAAUAAAUAUACCAGCCCAGGGACUCUAGGUCCAGACACUGCAGUGGACAGUCACUUCCCCAAUGCUGUCCCAUAAAGGUCUGCCAGACCCACAUUUUAUGUAAGGUACAUACAACCAAACGUUGGCCAUUGAUCACCUGGAUAUCCUCUUCUCAUGUGAAGAUUGAAGAUCAGUUGGUCUGGUGAGACUUUGAAGACUUUCAGUGUCACAGAACCACCCUCACCACCAUGGUGAUUCAUUUCAUUCCCUACUCAAAGUACAGGCCAUGUGCUUUUCUCACAACCUCACAAAACAAACAGGCCCCUUUCCCAUUGUCAAGAUGGUGGUGUGGUCACGGUGCCUGGCUUUGGACAAGAGACCUGGUCAGCGGCAGGUCUUCCACUUUCUUCGAGUUAUUUAAUCUCUGAGUCAGUUUCCUCACUGUGAGAUAGGGAGAACAUUUUCCCUGGGUCAUUCGCAUUGGUACGAGUACCAAACGAGGUCAUGCUUCUGAGCCGCCUGGCAUGUCACAAGCACUCAGAAUGUCGGCUUCUAGGGUAGAUGAGCAGUGCAGUACUUGGCACAGUGCACGCAGCUGAUAAAUGUUGGUUUAUAAUCUCCUUAGAUUUACGUAGUUGCUACAAAAUAAUUUUUAGUUUUCUCUGUAGCACUAGAUUAUAACAGUGGGGAAAGCCCAUGUCUGAGUAUCCUGUUUGCCGCUAUGAGAAGAUAUAAGAGAUUUUAAAGAUACUAUCAUUUAUUUACUUAAAAGUUAUGAAUAAGAACAUUGACUGUAAGAAAAUGACUGGGCAUUUGUCAGUGGAAGUAAAAAAAAAUAAAAUAAAAUAAUAAAAAUAAAAAGGAUAGCAACCGAUAGAGUGGGGAAUCAUAAUUGGAAGUGAGGAAACACUAAAUCAUUUUAAAAGAAAUUAUUGGAAAUACAGAGUUUAUUGUUUAGGUGAGAUAAACCCCUUUUUGAGGUGGUCUUUCUGUACCCUUCGGAUUCUCAUUCUGAAGUGUGUUUGCCGUGGGCGGAAAUGACCUCAACUGCUGACCCUUCCCAGCCCUCCUGUUGGAGCCAAAGCGGCAUAUUUAUACUUGAGCAGCAUCUGGAUAUCUUUAAGGUUUUCUUCUGCUCCAUUUCAGGGUUCAAGAAAUAUAAUCACAAGGAGUAUUUUGGUUUAUUUUCAGGAUUUCAGAGGAACUGAAGAUGUAGCAAUUGACAUAUAGAAACCAACAUGUAGAUCAAAAGAACCCAGGGUAAUGCUCAUCUAGUUCAUUCACAUCUAGGGCAGCUGCCUCACAGGAAGGGGGACCAUCUUUUUCAGACCCUAAAACUGGACAUGGGGCAGUAUAGUGCAGCAAGCUAAGGACAUGGGACAUGGGAUAUGGGAUUGGCCAGACGUGGGUUCCAGCCCUGGCCUUGGCUUUACUCCUGUGUGACAUUGGGCCAGUUGUUUGGUAUCCUUCAGCCUCAGUUUCCUCAUUCACGACAUGGGGUCAGACAUCGAGAGCCUGCUCUUGGUUUAACAGUGAGUGAGACAAAGCAAGCUCUGUUCUUAUGCACCGAUAUGCUUACUAUGGUGGGAGACACAGCAAAUGAACAAGGUCACUUAAGAUAGUGGCAAGUGUUCUGAAGAAAAUAAGAUCAGGUUAAUAGACUGGGGAUGGGAGAUGCUUGUUUAAAAAGAAGGGGUGGCAUUUGAGCUAAGAACUGAAUAUCGAAAAACGCCAGUCACUCACAUGUCCUGGGACAGUGACACAGACACUCGCUGGAAGGUGAGAAUGACUGUGGCAUAUUUGAGGAGCCAUGGAAGACUGACAGGGCUAAAGCACAAAGAACAGAAGAGACCAUCAUGAUUCGGGUUGUUAGGGAGGAGAUGGGGACUGGAUAGAUAAGGGCUUCGAGGCCCAGGUGAGCAGUCAAGAGUGUGACCUAAGUGCGUGGGGCCACUGGGGGCUUUGGGAUGGAAGUGGUGGCGGGAACUGGUUCAUGAUUGGAAAGGGCCAUCCUGGGCCGGGGUCCAGAUAAAGGAUGGGGAUGUGGUGAGAGUUAAGAGCAGGGGCUCCCCUAGGGGGCUGUUGAGGGCGUCCACUUGUAAGAGAAUAGCAUGGAGCCGAGGUGGUGGCAACAGAGAUGGUGCCAAGUGGUCAGAGUCAGCUCCUGUGUGAGAGCUGAGGGUGGAGGGGAGAGGAGGAGAUGGAACUUAAAGGUGGUUCCCAGGUUUGGGCCCUAGCAACCAGGUAAAUAUUGGUACCUUUUAGCAUAACUGGGAAAAUUGGGUGGCGAGCAGGUUUUACGGAAAAACAGAGUUUGACUUUCAUCAUGCUGUUUAUAAGGUGCCUCUUAGACAUCUAACCGAGCUCACCGUCCAGUGUGUGUGUUGAGUAGGCAGUUGGAUCGAUAAGUGAAGCUCAAGAAAGAAGUUGGGGUUGAGGUGGUAGAGAGGUAUAACCUGUAGGUUGUGUUUAAGGCUGUGGCUCUGGAGGAGGUGACUUAGAGGAAGGGUGGACAGUAGCAGAGAGAUGGGGGACUUAGGCCAGGCCCCGGGGACUUCAGAAAAAGGAAGUGGCACCAGCAAAGUCAUCUGAGAAGGAGAAUGUGAAAUUUGGAGAGGCCAAGUACAGACCUGGUUCCUUGAAAAAGGUGGUCAUCUGUGUCAAAGGAUGCCCAGAGCUUGAGGAAGAUGACAGUGGGGACUGGGUAGUUGGUGAAGGCUGGAAAGCAGUGACCUCAGCAGCUUCAGCGGAUGGGGAAGCAAGCCCAGUUAGCUCAGGCUAGGGAGAGCGGAGGUGGGGAAGUAGAGUCAGCAACUGCACCAGCUUGGAGUGUUACUUGAAUGGAGGGAUGUGGGAUUAACACGGGGUUUGCACUAUCACAGUUUAUUUGUAUGUGGAUGGUAGUGAUCCAGCUGAGAGGGGAAAUGGAUCGUGCAGGAGACAGAAGAACUACCAGUAAAGGUACUGGCUACAUCAGAGGUUCUGUGAUCUAGUGAAUAAGCAGAGGUGACACUGCAUUCAAGGUGACCGGAAGGCAGAGUAGAGUGCAGGUGCUGGAACAGGUGAGGUGGCGAAUGGGAUGUGCAGGGAGGUGAAAGGGGCCUCAGGUUAUCAGCUGAGAGGGAGUGGGGUAGAUGGGCUGCAGGCUGGAGAAUAGAGGAGGUGUGAAACAGCCCUCUCAGGCAGCGCUAAGUGCUUAUUCGAGGUCCCACAUUUAAUGCAGACACCAUUUAAAUACUUGCCUCGCUCCCCGGUUCUGAGAGCCCAGGCAGACCACUUCCUUUCUUGGCGGUGCUUUAUCAAGCACUUGUUCAGAUGUAUUCACCAGAUGGCGCCAGUGGGGCACUGCUGAAGCCUCUGCUGUUUUCUGGAGGACUGUGA